AUGGCACCACGAAAAAAAACUAGUGUCUUGAGGGAUCAUUUUUCCGAAUGCCAGCCAAAGUUGGCAAAAUCUCAGUACUGUACACAAAAAAUUGCAUUUACGGCAGGUAGUUUCGGAAAUUUAAGUAGACAUUUGAUUCGAAAACAUCCUACGAUUUCAAUUAACGUCGCAGAUCGUCAAUCAACUGUUUCGUCAACUGUUGAUAUUGAAACUCUAACUACAAGUGAUCAAAAUCUGCCGUUAGUCACUUUUAAAUCUAAAUCAGUAUCUCAAGAUAAUACUCAAUUAACUAUAAACACUUUCACUGAAAGUAUGAAACCAAUUGUUCCAAGCAAAAAAAAAAAAAAACAAAUUGAUCAACAAUUGAUCACUAUGAUAGCCAAAGAAUAUCACCCACUUUACUUAGUUGAAGAAACAGAAUUUAAGAACUUUGUGCAUUUAUUAUGUCCCUCUUAUAGUUUACCUUCAAGAAAAGCACUGUCUGAAAAUCUUCUUCCCCAACUUUAUUUGAAAUUGACUCACGAGAUACAAAGUAAAAUUGAAAAAGCACUAGCCAUAUGUUUGACCACUGAUGGUUGGACGUCGAGAAAUAAUCAGAGUUUUAUCGCUGUUACAGCACAUUAUAUUGAUGUGGAGAGCAUGCAUUUGUGUUCUAAUUUGCUUGGUUGCAUUGAAUAUGAUGAAAGCCAUACGGCAGAAAAUUUAUGUAAUUUCUUGAAAGAAGAAAUGUCCAAGUGGAAUAUUGAAAAUAAAGUUGGAGCUGUUGUCAGUGAUCAUGCGGCAAAUAUCAUUUCGGCAGUGCAAUUAGGAGGAUGGAGAUUUAUAGGUUGCUUUGCUCAUUUACUAAAUCUCAUUGUGCAAACAGCUGUUACGUUUUGGGAAAUUACCCAAAAUUAA
Messenger RNA from Microplitis demolitor, 897 nucleotides. RefSeq names its product zinc finger BED domain-containing protein 6-like. NCBI's taxonomy places the organism in Eukaryota, Metazoa, Arthropoda, Insecta, Hymenoptera, Braconidae. The transcript has a single exon. Bases 1 to 897 code for a protein of 298 amino acids. The record is from RefSeq and is a predicted model, not a curated record.